Messenger RNA from Neoarthrinium moseri, 1239 nucleotides. RefSeq lists its product as uncharacterized. The record is from RefSeq and is a predicted model, not a curated record. Lineage: Eukaryota; Fungi; Ascomycota; Sordariomycetes; Amphisphaeriales; Apiosporaceae. The coding region runs from base 1 to 1239 and encodes 412 amino acids. The transcript is spliced from 2 exons.
AUGGAUUCUGAGAUUAUUACUUGCUGGAGGGACGGCUUCCAUAUUGGCCCUUCUUAUAAUGUCACGCGAAAAGUUUGGAAUUGCAAAGACCACUUUUUGAACUGCGAUUGUCCAUCAAUUGAGGCAGAUCCUGAUAUCGCAGGAAUCGGGGUCGUCGCAGCAUUUCUCACAUCCGCCAGCCUUACACUCUUCGCCACCAUACUAUGCCUGGUGUUAUCUAGAAAUAAUAUACUUCCGACAUACAAUCCGAUCGACGAGUUCUUCCGCCACUACAUGUGCGAACCCGUGCAAAAUCUCAUUGGCCAUCACAAUUCUCAAGUCUGGGGGCGAGUCCUAUACGACAUGGUCGUCGGCUUGAGCGAUCAGCAGCUCGUCACAGGGAUCGCGCUUCUGGUCACGGCCAUUAUCAAGCUUUACAACGGCUCAAUCACGGUGUACCACCUCAACAUCGUCACCGACCUCGUGUGGUUCAGCUCAAAUACCCACAUCUUAUCGCUGCUGGUCGUGCGGUCUUUCGAGCAGAGCGUGAAACCGAACCAGCGUCAGCCGGCUAACAAUGCCAGAAGACCUCGACAAUUCAAGGCAAAACUACCGAGCCUUAUUCGGGCCCUGUUGAUGUGUAUCCUGGCGGGCAUGCUCCUGUAUCUCACGUGGGUAUCAGCGUGCUCGGAGUGGUACGGGGUGCUCGAUUGCCCUGCCCAAUGUACGCUACCAUAUGGGAAGGGUGGUAGUCCGCUGCAGUGGGCUAUAGUCAACUUUGUUCUCGUCCUUUAUACGUACCCUCUGGCCCUCUUCAUGCUCUCGAGAGGGAGCCGGAUCUUCUGGGUGGAUAAAUGUCGACCUACACUCAUCGAUGACAAAUCCCUCGUGGCAGCAGGCCAGAAAGUCAACUGGGGCCAACAUGGCAGCCUUCUGGGAAAAGGGCUGAAAGCGUUCUUUCUGUCGGUAUGGUUCUUUCUGUCAUCGGACAUGGAAGCCAUUCUGGAGCAGAUCGCGUGGCACGUCCUCGGAUACUACUGGCUCUUCAGCGACCGAGACAACGGGCACAUAAUCAUGGACGAGUCGGAGAAGGAGAAGGAAAACGGACUGGGUUUCGGCCAACUGGUCCCGCUGUUUCUUCUCAUGCUGCCAGUGGUGCAAUUCUUCGAGUCUUGGGCCGGUAAGCUCUUCCCCCAUGCACCAAACGUUUUCCUGAAAGCUGACCACGGAAAGCUCGCUCUUGACCAAAUUUCGGCCUGA